AGUAUAUAGAGGGGGUUACAGAGUCUCAGUGUGUAACAGACAGCCAGCAGUCGGGAUAUAAAUUACAUUGGGCAUUGCUGGAGCGUAUUUUUAAUUGAAAAACCAUGAAGCUGAUUAUAUCACUGGCGUUUGCUGUAGGACUUCUAGCCGUGGCGUCUGCUCUGACCUGUCGAACUUGUGACUUCAGAGUUGGAUCCCUUUGUGUAACUGGUUCCCAUACUGCAAACUGCACUGGAAGCUGCUCCACCAUUAAAACCUAUGCAGGUAGCGUUCCCCUGUUUUCCAAAUUGCAAUGUGAUCCAAACUGCACUGCAACAGCUAAGACCCAAACCGAUAAUAUCCUAAAAAUUGACUACACUAUUUCAUGCUGCAAUACAACCGAAUGUAACAGUGGGAAUCAUGUCCAGCUCUCCCUGUCUCUUGGGGUAGGAAUGGUGCUCUUGUGGCUCCUUAAAGCUCUGUGAACUAAUGCCUUUCUUUGAGAUCUGUUGACGGAAAAUGGUUUAAAGAAUUGACUCCCACUGCUUCAAAUUGAUGUCCUACCACUACCACAAAUGAUGUCAUCCCACUACAAUGACUAGGCUCUGCGCCCUUCCCUACUUCCUCCCUCAACUUUUCAGAGACCCCAUUUUAAAAAUAAUAAUUUGGGGCCUACAGAGAAUUUGAGGAAAUAGAAUUUGGAACAUAGAGUUCCAUCUGGUUUCAUUGACCAAUCCACAUCUAAACUGCCUGGUUCUGUAAUACAAAGGGAAAUAAUCCAACGUGGAAACGUGAUGAGACAGAUACGACUUUAUAAAAGUCCAGAUUCACUGCUGCCCCAAGUGGUCAUGUAUGGAACUGCAAAUGGUUCACUCUCUUUCCAGAUCAGAGCAAUUCACAUGACAAAUGCACACCCUUCCCAGCCGUCCAUGGUUCAGACCAUCUUUCUCUACAGCCGUGUGCUUGCUCAAUCAUAAUUUUCUAUGUAAUU
Messenger RNA from Pelobates fuscus (common spadefoot toad), 970 nucleotides. RefSeq names its product prostate and testis expressed protein 4-like. The transcript has 4 exons. The record is from RefSeq and is a predicted model, not a curated record. NCBI's taxonomy places the organism in Eukaryota, Metazoa, Chordata, Amphibia, Anura, Pelobatidae. The coding region runs from base 105 to 464 and encodes 119 amino acids.